Messenger RNA from Bolinopsis microptera, 4862 nucleotides. RefSeq lists its product as uncharacterized. Bases 1113 to 4322 code for a protein of 1069 amino acids. Gene Ontology annotation, biological process: DNA integration. Gene Ontology annotation, molecular function: nucleic acid binding. The transcript has 2 exons. The record is from RefSeq and is a predicted model, not a curated record. Lineage: Eukaryota; Metazoa; Ctenophora; Tentaculata; Lobata; Bolinopsidae.
AGCCUCUAUGAUUACGUGUUAACAACUUGUUUUAUUUCUACGCUCACGCUACAACAAAUGGCGACGAGGACAAAAGAGCCACUAACCGUCACAUGCUGUCAAAAAAGCUGGUUUGAAAGAUAUGAGUUUGAGUUAUUGGCGGGAGGACUGGCAGCAGAGGUCCCAGAGUUAGCUAAUGACGGUUCUAACCGUGAGGCUAGAAACAUGGCUAUAAAGAAGAAUUUAGCAGGCUUUAUUGCAAGGACAGAUGAGAACAUUUACAAGCUGUUGAAGUCACUGACCGUAAAAAAGAUGGAAGACUGCAGUUACGAGGAGUGUAAGAAACUCAUUUUAGAUCACUUGGCCCCUGCACCAACAAAGUUUGCUCAAAGAUACAAACUAAGAAGCUGUGUACAAGAGGGUGAAGAAACCACAGCGACCUACGUUUCAAGAUUAAGAACAAUCGCAAAUGAAUGUGAGUUUGCCAACUACAACGAGGCUAUAUUGGAUCAGCUGCUCGCUGGGCUGAGGAAUCAAAAGGUUGUUUCCGAGUUGUUAACGAAGGAUGACUUAACACUGGCAACCGCGGUGAAGGAAGCGUUAAGCCGUGAGCAAGCAAACAGGGAGGCUCAGUUCAUGAAUAGCACGUUAUCACCGGGAGAGUCAUCGAGAUCAGUGAACUUUGUGAAACCAACAUUCAAAAGAACAAUGAAAAACCUCUAUGGGAAGAAGGGGGAAAGUUCAGGUGGUUCGGGUGGAAAGCAGAAAAGUGGAAUGCAAAAGGGACUUAAAUGUAGACGGUGCGGACUUCGUGGACAUAUUGGUGAAAAUUGUCAAGUCCGGUGUCAUAUCUGCAAACGUAUUGGACACAUCUCCAAGAAUUGCAAGCAAAACAGCAUUGUUCACAACAUUGAACAAGGAGAGUCGAGUUCGGAGAGUUAUGAGUUCGGUAUGGAUGAGAAUUGUGAAAAUGUCUUGGACAAUGAGCUUUACCCCGAGUAUGAUCAUGACAAUGAGUGUAAUUCAGUUGAGAUUGAAAAAGGCAAACAUUACGGGUUGCAAACGGACAAAUCAAAACAGUUGACGGCUGUGCUGUAGUUAAUGUAGAGUUGAACGGUGAAAAAGCUCAUGGAAUGCAGCUCUAUGUAGCAGAGGACUUCCCCAGUUUGUUUGGAAGACCGUGGAUUGUAAAGUUCUGUGGACAGAAUUGGCUAGAGAAGCUGCUCAGCACAAAGUUAGUACAUAAUUUAGCCCCAGACAAAUCCCAGCAGGUGUCAGUGAGCUGUGAAAGCUGCUCUGGGAGUGGUGUCGAUAAGGGUGACAUGCUAACCGAUGGUGCGACCGUGAAAAACAGGUGGAAAUGUGAAAACACCUGUACUCGGGUUGAUCAAUGUCGUAGUAUCGCUCAGUUAAAACAGAGCGAGGUGUUUAAAUCGGGUUUAGGACUAGUUAAGGGUGUACAGGCAAGUUUGGUCCUGAAGGACAACUCCAAACCUAUUAUGAUGAAAGCCCGUAGUCUACCCUAUGCCUUGAGAAACAAGGUUGAAAGUGAGUUAAAUGAUAUGGUUGAAGCGAAGAUUCUAACCAAAGUCGAAGACAGUCCAUGGGGGACACCCAUAGUGCCUGUGAAGAAGGAUGGAGGGCAGUCAGUGCGCAUUUGUGGGGAUUAUAAAUCGACCCUGAACAAAUGUAUCAGCACCCGACAAUACCCUCUACCUACCGUGGAGGAAUGUCUGAAUGCUGUGCAGGGGGGACAAACGUUCUCUAAGAUUGACAUCAAAAAGGCUUAUAAUAACCUGUUGAUAAGAAAUGAGGACCGUGUCUUGACCACCCUGAAUACGCACAAAGGGUUGUAUCAAUGGAAUCGCUUGCCGUAUGGCAUCAGCAGUGCAUCGGCUAUAUUCCAGUCAUGUAUGGAUGACACUCUGUGGGGUGUGCCUAUGACGUGCUGCAGAAUUGACGAUAUAUUAGUUUCUGGUCGAAAUGAGAGUGACCAUCUGAUCAACCUCAAUAAUGUCAUAAGUAGGUUGGAGCAGCGAGGUUUUAAAUGUAAAACCGAAAAAACUUCUUUCAUGCAAAAAGAAGUUGUCUAUCUGGGUCAUGUGGUGUCUGCUGAAGGGAUCAAACCCGUGAAAAGCAAGGUCGAGAGUAUGCUGAUGGCUCCAGAACCUAGGAAUGUGGACGAACUAAUUAGUUUUUUGGGGGCUGUGAAUUAUUACAGGCGCUAUUUGCCCAACUUGUCGUCUGUGAUUGCUCCAAUUGAAAGGCUGAGAGCUAAGAAUGUAAAGUGGGUGUGGACAAAUACCGAAAAGACAGCGUUUAAAAUAUUGAAAAAUCUGCUGGCUUCUAACCGUGUAUUGACCUUUUACAAUCCCAAGCUUCCUCUUAAACUGGACACUGAUGCUUCAAUCGGUGGCAUUGGCGCAGUGUUGUCUCACAUUAUGCUGAAUGGGGAUGAGCGCCCCAUUGAGUUCAUCUCCCGGACCCUGUCACCGGCCGAGAGGAAUUACGCUCAAGUGGACAAAGAGGCCCUGGCCAUAGUGUGGGCCAUAAAGCGCCUACAUAUUUACUUGUAUAUGAGACAGUUUACCUUGGUGACAGAUCAUCGUGCGCUGGUUCGUAUAUUUGGCGAUAAGCCAAUUCCAGAGAUGACUGCCGGUAGGUUAACUAGGUGGGCUUUAUUCCUUAUGAAUUACCAGUAUGACAUUCAAUAUCGUAAUACCAAGGAUCAUGCUAACGCUGAUAUGUUAUCCAGGCUGCCAAAAUCGGUAACACACCCUGUGAGGGAGAGAGACGAGUUUGGUGAUAUGUUCGCACUGACUAUGAGCGAGACUUUACUCAAUGCUGAGUUAGUGGCGAACGACACUCGUAAGGACCCGAUUCUGAGCAGAGUUUUGGAAUACACUCUGAAUGGUUGGCCGAAGAAUCUGAAAUGUGACGGUGAUCUCAAAGCUUUCUGGACUAGAAGAGACGAGUUGAGCCAUGAACUUGGGUGUUUAACUUGGGGAGCCCGUGUCGUGAUUCCCGCUAAACUGAGAAGCACUGUAAUGGAUAUUCUGCACGCCACUCACAUUGGAGUAACAGGUAUGAAAUCCUUGGCCAGAUCUUACGUUUACUGGCCACGUCUUGACACACAAAUCGAGGAUACUGCUCGGACGUGUGAGACAUGCGCCAAGUAUGGUAAGAACAUGACUAAAGUCGUUGACCACCCCUGGGCUAAAACCAGUGCACCUUUCCAAAGAGUACACGCUGACUUUGCGGGCCCAUUCCUGGGCAGCAUGUGGCUAUUAUUAGUAGACUCUUACAGCAAGUGGCCUGAAGUUGUUCAAAUGAACACAAAUACAACAUCUAGUGCUACAAUACGUGCUUUUAGAUCCAUAUUCUCUCGUACAGGUAUCCCAAUCUGUCUGGUAACGGAUAACGGACCACAGUUCGUGUCGGAUGAAACUGAGGGAUAUCUGAAAUCCUGUGGUAUAAAGCACGUGACUGUUCCGACGUAUUCUCCCAAAUCAAACGGAAUCUGCGAACGACUUGUUCAGUCGUUUAAAUCCGCCCUGAAAAAGAUGUCUGUAACCAGUAAGGACGUGUGCAAGAAUCUGAACGAUUUUCUGCUAACUUACCGCAACACACCCCAUUCGUCUACUGGUCAAACACCAGCUGUGUUAGCGUUCAACAGAACUCUGCGAUCUAAACUACACCAAAUCAAACCAACCGAUCGGAUGAGGGAGCAGGAAUUGCAAUCUGAGAAACUGCAAGUUGCAAUUAACGAACACCCCAGAACUCGAGAGUUCCGGGAAAAUCAGCUCAUUUUCGCCAAAAUGGACGACAAAAGCCACUGGGAGCAAGCUAGAGUAAUCAAAAGACUCGGUGAUAAUUCGAACAAUUACGUGGUCCAACACGGAGACAGGAUUGUAAAGAAACACGCUGACGCAAUAAAACCACGACACACCCCCGUUAUAAGGAUGGAACGAAAAGCAAUCACUAGUCCGCAAAAAACGCUGUUAACCAGAGAGAUAGCUCGCUCUGACAUUAAGUUCCAGAAGCUGCAUGAAACAAGGGAAAGACGGAGAAUGAAUGCACUAAACCUAGGAGUUCCGAACGGCAACAGACUUGAGGCUGUGGCGAAACCAGCGUCCCCAGUCAGGGAUACCUCACCGUCUAAAGUGACUGAGCGUCCUCAACCGAAAGUUGCUUCCCCCCUGAAAACCAACGACAAGCAAGUCCGGGUGUCUGAGUUGUCCAAACCUACAGCUACAGGUGGUGCACCCUUACCUGAACCGCGUUUGAGACCAACCAGAAGUGCUAAGAGUGAUGCUAUCACUAAAAUGAAAACCAUGAGUUAGAAUGAGUAAUCACGAACUGAAAUCAUUGUAAACCCGUAUGUUGUAAUAUUUGUCAAACCGCUGUUUUUAUCACAUUUUUAGAGUCACUCAUUAUUUUAAAUUUUACAGAUUUCCUGAUUUAACUUAUGUAUUUUAAUAAUUCGACAGAGAACGUGGCUAAUCCAAUUUUAUGGAAAUAUGAGUUACAAGUUUUUAACGUUUAAGAAGCAAAAUGUUGCUAAUUUUGUCCCGACCUGUGGGGAGAAAGUAUUUUUUAUGUCUGUUUUCUGACAGUUAAAGUUAAAGACCAGUUUGGUCACAAAAGUUGUUCCACAUGUAUGGAACGCGCGGCGACGUUAAGCUAGUCAGCGCUAAAAAGUGACAGUCCUCCUGACCUCAAUUUUGCGCGCGCGCCUAGCUCCUCGUGUUAAACGCGAGCGCAGCUAGUUGUAUCGGCCGACUAGCUAUAACUUGCCGAAGGGAGAUUGUUAUAUAUAUUGAACAUUGAUUGCUAUCAUAAUUUGUUAUUAACGAUUUGUUCUUCCCUAGCCUCUAUGAUUA